AAAUUAAUUAAACAAAAACCCAAACACAAUCAACAACAUGGCCAUCGCUUACUUUAUACCCGACCAAAUCAAGCUGCUGGCGGCCAGCAGUGCCAACAACAGUCACACCAGUACGAAUAGCGGUGGCGGUGUUGGCGUCGGCAACACGAACCCAGCCGCAACAGCCGCGCCAGAACCAGCAGCGACAGCAGCAGCGCACAGUCCGAGCGGCGGACAACCGCAUGCCACACAUCAUCACCACAACAGCAAUAACAAUUUUCGCGCCAACAUCACCAUACCGCUGAGUGCCUACAGCGCAUCAGCUGCACAAACGGACACCGGUUGCUGGGAUUUGUUAACGCAAAUAUUCUGUCAUGCUUUGCGUUUUUGCCACCAAUCCGAACGGCAUCCGACUGUAAUACAAAUCUCAGUGGAAAUCAGUCAAGGCGAUGCGACGGGCGCCACAACGGUGCAAGUAGGUGCGGCGGCGCUGCCAGUGGAACAGCCGCGCGAGCAACAACAGCAGACAGUGUCGCCGACGUUAGUGGGGCAUACGACAGCGGUGCCACAAAACGCGGCAACACAAAAUGUGACAACUGGAAAUGUGUCUGCACCCAGCGUGGCACGACCGACGGUGUCAAGCGCUGAGGCAGCGGCGCCGAUUGUGAAUAGCAGAAAUCUGGAGCCCGGCACGCAUAAGCCGGCGGCGAGCAGGCGUUAAGACUACUGAGGUAUUCAAGGUUGGAAGUGUGCUCGAAAGUUUUGAUUGAAAUUCGAAAAUGAAAUCGAAUUUU
Molecule: messenger RNA, 773 nt
Organism: Bactrocera latifrons
Lineage: Eukaryota; Metazoa; Arthropoda; Insecta; Diptera; Tephritidae
Gene: grim
Product: cell death protein Grim
Exons: 1
Coding region: 38-700 (220 amino acids)
Source: RefSeq, a predicted model, not a curated record